AAGUGGUAGGGGCCCAUCCGAGUUAGACCCACUUGCCAUCGCCAGUCGGGUGUAUUUAAAGUGAGGCAGAGCCCAAGAGAUAUGCAUUGGUUUGCUUGCAUUCGCCUAACGCGUCCACAGUCGAUAGAAUUGUUGUAAUUAUUCGCUUUUUGUCCAUCACUUCAAUAUCCAACAUCAAUUUUCCUAAAAUUUUCCUUCGGACUCAGAGAUCUGUAGAGACCCUGAGUUUCCCGCCAAAAAGUUUGUGAUAACAAAUUUAACUAAAAAAAAGAGAUAUCAGGAAGUGUAUAACGAUCUCCCUUGUGAGAGAUAAUUAUUACGAAGGAACCAACCAAAAAAAAGCGGACUUAGACACAAUUUUAUCGAGGAAGGAUCCUGCACAGUAGACCAUCGGAUCUCCCCAAAAAAUAAAACGCAGUGAAAUCACAAAAAGUGUUUAGGCGUUCAUCAAUAUUGUCCUGUGAAUCUUUGGAAAUUUUUGUGUGUUAAAAAAAAAAUCUUUGAUUAACGGAAAAAAAUGGCCGUUGCUGCUGCACAGAAAAAUCGCGAAAUGUUCGCCAUCAAAAAAUCCUACAGCAUCGAGAAUGGUUAUCCAUCUCGCCGUCGUUCUCUUGUGGAUGAUGCCCGCUUCGAGACUCUAGUCGUGAAGCAAACCAAACAAUCUGUCCUGGAGGAGGCUCGCCAGAGAGCUAAUGAUACACUCGACGACUGUCACCUUCCAAGUCAGGUCCAUGAACUCCAAAAUGUAUCUCAAGAUGAUAAAAUCCAAAUUCAAAUGAAUGGAGACGUUACGGUUGAUGAUGUAUUUGACAAAUCAGAUGAUGAUGAAAUUUCUCCGGAAAGUCACGAGACACCAAUCGAAAAUGAUUGCGGACUCACGGAAGAUGAGGUCCUCCUGGCUAACGCAGCUUCAGAGUCUCCUGAAGCAGAGAAAACGAUUCAGCGUGCUGCUCUUGUUGUGCGCCUCCGGGAUGGUAUGGGUUCCCUGGGACGUAUCCUUAAGGCUAUUGAGACCUUCCAUGGUACUGUGGUGCACUUGGAGUCUCGUCCAUCUCGUGCCGAGGGUGUGCAAUUCGAUGUACUGGCCAAGGUUGACAUGUCCCGUGCUAACUUACUCCAGCUCAUCCGUGCCCUGCGCCAGACAAACUCCUUCGGUAGCGUCAAUAUCGUGGCCGAUGACAAUGUGCACCUCAAGACACCCUGGUUCCCCAAGCAUGCUUCAGAACUGGACAACUGCAACCACCUCAUGACCAAGUAUGAGCCAGAUCUGGACAUGAAUCAUCCAGGAUUUGCUGACAAGAAGUACCGGGCACGUCGCAAGGAAAUUGCUGAGAUUGCCUUUGCCUACAAAUACGGAGAUCCCAUUCCUCACAUUGAGUACACCGAAGAUGAGAACAAGACCUGGAGGGCUGUCUUCAACACUGUCAAGGACCUGAUUCCCAAGCACGCCUGCAUUGAGUACAGACGCGUCUUUGCCAAGCUGGAAGAGGAAGGAAUCUUCCGGGAGGAUCGCCUGCCACAGCUUGAGGAGAUGAGUUCUUUCUUGCGCAGAAACACAGGAUUCACCCUCCGUCCAGCUGCUGGACUUCUUACAGCCCGCGAUUUCCUGGCCUCCCUGGCCUUCCGCAUCUUCCAGAGCACACAAUAUGUGCGACAUGUCAACACACCCUACCACACACCCGAACCUGAUGCUAUCCACGAGAUCAUUGGACACCAGCCACUCCUUGGAGAUCCCAGUUUCGCUCAGUUCUCCCAGGAAAUCGGCUUGGCAUCUCUGGGUGCUUCCGAUGAAGAAAUUGAGAAACUCGCUACGGUUUACUGGUUCACCGUUGAAUUUGGUUUGUGCAAGGAACAGGGUCAGGUGAAGGCUUACGGAGCUGGCCUGUUGUCGGCUUAUGGAGAGCUUUUGCAUGCUUUGAGUGACAAACCCGAACUUCGACCAUUUGAACCAGCAUCCACAGCUGUUCAGAAGUACCAGGAUCAGGAGUAUCAGCCCAUCUACUAUGUGGCUGAGAGUUUUGAGGAUGCCAAGGAGAAAUUCAGGCGCUGGGUGUCAGCCAUGUCACGACCCUUCGAGGUCAGAUUCAAUCCACACACAGAACGUGUCGAGGUUCUGGAUUCUGUGGACAAGCUGCACACACUUGUGGCUCAGCUCAACACAGAGAUCCUCCACCUCACCAAUGCUAUCGACAAGCUGGGGAAGCCCUUCUGCUAAAGGACCUCAUGGCUCCCCCCCCAGCAUCAUCCUUGCCCACUGUGAACUCUUCAAGUAUCACCACCAAUUGAACGGCGGUGAAGAAGUGAGGUUAACCAACUCGCUCUUAUCUUAAUUUAUUCUCAAACCCUUACACCCCUCUCCACAAAAAACAUUUUCGCGCCUUUUUGUUGCACUUCUUUCGGACCAAAAAAACAAAUUCUUUAGGCUAAGUCCCAAAAGAAAAAUUAAAAGAGACCCCUAUUCAAAGGUAAAAAGAGUCAAAAUUUUUGUAGAAUUAUCUCGUGAAUUUUAUCGUUCCAUUUUUUUUCGAAGGAAAUCUCUGUGUUUAGCAACUUAGUUUUAGGCUUAUAGAUGUUUAGGAUCUUGUGUAUUUAGCUUAACCGAUGCACCAUUGAGCAAGUUUUCUGUGCACCAACAACCUCAUGAGGUGACCGCUCGAGGAUCAAUCCUCUGACCUUUUGCCUCAGAGAAUACCCCAAACUCGAGUUGGCGCCUCAGAAACACGAAUUUUUGCACAAUUUCACACAAAAAAACAAACUCCCCAUAGAGAGAGAUCAUCCAUUUCUUUUCUAUCUCUGUAUAUAAAAUAAAGGAAUCUCUCUCCAAUCUGUGUUAAGAAAGUAUUCACUCUUAUAAACAAUUAUAAUGAUAUCUAUAAAUGCUUAAAGUUGAGCUUUCGAAGAAGAAGAAAAAAAUGUUCUAAGUGUUUUUAAAGAAAGCAAAUUAUAAAAAAGAAUUUAAAAGAGUAUUGCAUGAAAAGUAUUUUUGAAAGAAACAUUAGAAAUUCCUAUGAAAGAAGCGCAAUUUGAUUCCCCAUUAAAAGUAUUGUUUAAUAAAAAAGAAUCAUAUAUAUAAAUUAUAAAUGUUGGAUCAUAAUGACAAAAUAAAAGAAAUUUAUGAUAUGUAUAUAUAGAUUUAAAAAAAAAUGAGUGUAAAUGAUAGUACUCUGUAAAAAUAAAGAAAUCAUAUUGAAAGGA
This is a messenger RNA of Phlebotomus papatasi, 3195 nucleotides long. It is a transcript of the gene ple, whose product is annotated as tyrosine 3-monooxygenase. Gene Ontology annotation, molecular function: iron ion binding; tyrosine 3-monooxygenase activity. Bases 518 to 2215 code for a protein of 565 amino acids. Lineage: Eukaryota; Metazoa; Arthropoda; Insecta; Diptera; Psychodidae. Gene Ontology annotation, biological process: dopamine biosynthetic process from tyrosine. The record is from RefSeq and is a predicted model, not a curated record. Gene Ontology annotation, cellular component: axon; cytoplasm; perikaryon. The transcript is spliced from 8 exons.